This is a messenger RNA of Angiostrongylus costaricensis, 693 nucleotides long. NCBI's taxonomy places the organism in Eukaryota, Metazoa, Nematoda, Chromadorea, Rhabditida, Metastrongylidae. The record is from the annotation of a GenBank genome assembly.
AUGGACGUGCGGCAAUGUUUGCAAAAGUGGGCGGGACCUGAGACAGGAAUAAUCCUCGUCUCGUCAAUACAUCCUGGAGAUCCGUCUUUAAUACACGCUCUCGGAGAAGGAACCCUUGAAAACACAGCUCUAUCGACGUUGGACACAUUUCUGGAUCAAAUAAGGAACAUGUUUCCGGAGAACAUCAUUCAAGCGACAUUUCAGCAAGUUCAAACAUACUAUGUGCCUAUUAAACCAAAGCUUCAACGUCAUAAUGGAACUAGCAACACGUCAGAAGUAAUCAUUCACAAACCACAACUAACUUAUACAAACGAAAUGAAUGUUCUGGGUCUGAUUGUUUUCUGUAGUGGGUUCGGUGUGAUUCUAAGUAUUCUGGGAGAUCAGGCCAGACUAAUGAUUAACUUUUUUAUCGUUUUGGACGCGAUAAUCAUGAAAUGGAUUUCGGCUUUGAUGUGGUGUUAUCCAAUCGGAAUCUUAUCGUUGGUUUGCAAGAACAUUGUCGACAUUGACAAUUUGACAGAAACUGCUCAAGCGCUUGCGAUGUAUGUCGUGACGGUGAUCUGUGGUCUUAUGAUACAUUCACUACUUACACUACCACUUCUUUACUUCAUAGUAACUCGGAAGAGUCCAUUUGCUUAUAUGACGGGAAUGCUGCAAGCACUUGCCACUGCCUUCGGGACGGCUUCCAGGUGA